Corythoichthys intestinalis (scribbled pipefish) is the source of this 4184-nucleotide messenger RNA. It is a transcript of the gene nat9, whose product is annotated as N-acetyltransferase 9 (GCN5-related, putative). Bases 70 to 699 code for a protein of 209 amino acids. Lineage: Eukaryota; Metazoa; Chordata; Actinopteri; Syngnathiformes; Syngnathidae. The record is from RefSeq and is a predicted model, not a curated record. The transcript is spliced from 6 exons. Gene Ontology annotation, molecular function: N-acetyltransferase activity.
UAGGAUCCCUAUGAUCCUCCCCGUCCACGUUCACAAGUAGCGAAAACGUGACUGUCAAGAUUUUUCAUCAUGAAAAUAAAUGAAAACACUUUACUGGAAGGACAUAAAGUCGUUUUGGUGCCUUACAAUUCGGAGCACGUGCCAAGGUACCACGAGUGGAUGAAGUCUGUGGAGCUGCAGCAGCUGACGGCCUCGGAGCCUUUGACUCUGGAGCAAGAAUAUGACAUGCAGCGCAGCUGGAGGGAAGACACCGACAAGUGCACCUUUAUCAUCUUGGAAAAGAGGCGCUGGUUGGACUCUGGUGCCGCGGAGGAGCAGUGCAUGAUCGGGGAUGUCAACAUCUUCCUCACUGACCCCACGGAUCUUUCCCUGGCUGAGCUGGAGAUCAUGAUCGCAGAACCCAGUUACAGAGGCAAAGGCAUCGGGAAGGAGGUGACGCAAAUGAUGAUGCACUACGGUGUCACCAAACUCGGCAUCAGCAAGUUUCAAGUAAAAAUUGGCCUGGAUAAUGUGAUCAGUAUUGCCAUGUUUGAGAAACUUCACUUCCAAAAGAUGUCUGUGUGCCAGGUGUUCAAGGAAGUCACCUUGGAAGCGCCGGUGGAUGAUUCGCUUCGCCGAAGGCUCCUGCUGCACCUGGGUCACGUGACCGAACGGGAUUACCGGGCGGCCCGCGACCAAAGACAGGAGACUGUCGCGUGAUUUCGUCAGACAAAAAGCUUUGAAUCAGCACGUUUAUUUCAUGACGGAAUGAACGCCGCUAAGUGGCGCGAGAAGACAAAGACGCUUUUUAAAAACAGGCGGUUGUACAAAGAGCGACAACAAUUCCAUAGGAAUUUUCACACGUGUGCCCCUCCCCCCGUUUGUCUGUCCACACGAAUGAGAAGCAGCUUUCAAAUCCCCCCUUCUUCUUUUUUUUUUUUUUUUUUAGCUUUUAGACGUUUGCCUCGAUUCCAGGAAUGCCUUGAUAGCUGUAGAAAAGUCGCCGAGGAGCCGGCGUAUCACACCCUCUUGCUGGCGGGCCCAGUCCAGGCCCCGGUCUAGGGCGACAUCCAACGGCACGCACACGCUCUCCUGCCGCAGCUCCGUGAGACGGCAAACGGCGACGCUCGCAGCCACGCCGAGCAGAAGAAGCAGGAAGAUCUUGAAGAUCUUGAAGACCAAGCUGACCGGAGAGCGGAUAGGCUUGGACUUUACCGCUGCCGGGGUCUUUUUCUCUGCUAACAGACAUAGUGAAGACAAUGAUCAGUUCUUCCAACCAAGUUGUGAAAAGUACAAUUAAAUGUUGCAUUUGGAAAGUAUCGAUACUCAUUUUUGCACUUGCAUAGGUCAGUAGAACUUAACUGAUUCGCUGCUAUUGAGAGCACUUGACGUCCAAUCUAUUUUGACUGAGAGUCAAUACUGAAAAAUGAGCAUUCAUAGCCAGUUAUGCCUUUUUAAAUAAAUUGGAUGUCUAUUGUUAUCAAUAGCAGGCAACAAGUUAAUUUUGGGUCACUAACUUCUUAAUUUAGGGCAAUGAUGGGUCAUUUCCCUGAGUUCCCGUACAUUUUAGGGAAUUUUGGGGUCAGUUCCUGGAUUUUUAGAAAUAAUUUUCUGCUGAUUUAGGGCAGGGGUGUCCAAACUUUUACAAAGGGGGCCAGAUUUGGUUUGGUAAAAAUGUGGGGGGCCGACCUCGGCUGACGUCCUUUACGUAGAACAAUACAUUUAAGCGAAUUUUAGCAAGCCAUUCUGUGUGUCACAUUCACUUUAUUAUUAUUUUUUAAUUUUAAUUAAAAUGAAUGAAUUCCAACAAACAAUCUCGCAACUAGCCUUGGUGGUGUUCGCUUCCUGACUAUCGGGCUCUUGCAAAAUACUGCUGUGAAAUUGAACUAGCUUCAAGUUUCUCCCAAUUUCUCGCUAUUUAUUUAUAUGUAUUUAUUAGGGUUGUUCCGCUCAUGUUUUUUUGCUCCCGAUCCGAUCCCGAUCGUUUAAGUUUGAGUGUCUGCCGAUCCCGAUAUUUCCCGAGCCGAUUGCUUUUUUUUGCUCCCGAUUCAAUUCCAAUCAUUCCCGAUCAUUUUUCCCAUCAUAUACAUUUUGGCAAUGCAUUAAGAAAAAAAUGAAUAAAACUCGGACGAAUACAUACAUUCAACAUACAGUACAUUCAAUAUACAGUACUGUAUUUGUUUAUUAUGACAAUAAAUCCUCAACAUGGCAUUUACAUUAUUAACAUUCUUUCUGAGAGGGAUCCACUGAUAGAAAGACUUGUGACUUUGUAUAUUGUGACUAAAUAUUGCCAUCUAGUGUAUUUGUUGAGCUUUCAGUAAAUGAUACUCUAGCCAUGCCCAAAUGCAUGAUGGGAAGUGGAACCAUGACUGUGCGUAGUGCUACCAAUUGAUAUAUCUUCUCUGCGUUGGGAAUUAACAUAAGGUGUUAAGAAAAAUGUGCUAAAUACAAUUAGAAAACGAUUUAAUUAAAAUAUAUAUAUAUAUUAAAAAAAGGCAUGGCCGAUAUUUUUUUGCCGAUUCCGAUACUUUGAAAAUGACAUGAUCGGACCCGAUCGAUCGGCGACAUAUCUAGUUGGAAGCCUUUAUUUAUAUUUUAUUUUAUUUUAGUUUUUUUUUUUAUUUAAUGUUUUAAAAAUUUUAUUUUACAGACGAAAAAAUUUCUAGAAAACGUCACCAAAAGCUAGCCGGAGACGCACACAUUUUGAGAUGACUAAAAUAUGACUAAGAUUAAUAAGUAUUAGUGUCCAAAAGACUAAGACGCAAAUUAAAAGGGCUGCCAAAAACAACACUGAUCAGGUCAUUUCCUGUUCAUUUUGGGGUAUUUCCAGGUCACUUUCUUUUGAUUUCAGGUGACUUUCUUUGGUUUUGGAACAUUAAUGGGUCACUUUCUGAUGAUUUUGGGGCAUUCCCUGGUCACUUCCUGUACGUUUUGAGUAAUUUCUUGUAGAUUUUAGGGCAUUUCCGGGUCAUUUCCUAUUCAUUUUGAGUCACUUCCAUAGACUUUAUAACAAUAUUGACAGGACACCUCCCAAGAUGCUGCGCCACGCCUUCAAGUACGGGGCAGUCAUACACUCCGAUACACUCCGCUUCAGUUGGUCGAAGACGGUCGCAGUUAUUCUCAAAUACAUGCAGCGAUCCAAUGCAGGAUUUACGUCGAAAAAGUACGAAACCUGUACCGCAUACAAACGGGAAGGAUUGUCUCAAGAGUGAUUUGUUCGAGGAUUCAAGGUUAUAUUUUUCGUACCAUGCAUGCAUUCUGAAACGUUCUGAAAAAAAUGAGAGAAAUUAACUGCUACGGCAUUGGCGUCAUAAUUCGCAAUAUUUACGUAAAAUAAAUGCUAAUUGCCCAUUUUUUUUUUUUUUUUUUGCUUUCAACUAAGAAUCAAGACUUGUUUUACGUCCAUAUCUAUGAAGAAUUCAGGGAUAUAAGCAUUUAUUUACAAGAAUUUUCAACGAAAAAAGUUCUUUAUCACCGUUUCCACUCGGUCAGCUUUGACUGAGAUAGGCCCCCUAUUAACCGCGCCCCGUGUCCUGUCAAUAUAUCAUGAAGUCUAUGGUCACUACCUAUUUAUUUUGGGUAACUUCCAAUUUAUUUUAGGGCAAUUGGAAAGUUUUUUUUUUGUCAAAUUAGAUAAAGGAGUUAAAAAAAACUUCUUGUUCAAUUUAAGUAGUAUCAAAUAUGGUAUCAAAUAUUUUUUUUGAUAUUGCUAUUGAGAUGAAAAUUUUAGUAUCGUGACCACAGUAUCUUUAAGUGAGCCUCAAAUGGUAAGGCAACAUUGUUGUUGCCCUGUUUAAUCAUUUUACAGGCCAGUAGUCAGUUUUAGUCCAAGAAAAGUCAUAAUAAUAAUAAUGGAUGAACUUUUUCGUCUGAGCAUUUGUGUUACCUGAUGUCUGUCCAUUCUUUUUCUUGUUGUUGUUCUUUUUUUCUUCCUUCUUCCUUUGCUCCACCUCCUGAGCGGCGGCUGCGGCAGCCACCUGAGCAUUGUACUCCUUCCGCCGCUUCUCCUUCUCCUCAGCCUUCUCCCGCUUCCGUGCCUCCUUCUCCCGAGCCUCGCGUUCCCGCUUUUUGGCCUCUCGCUUCUUUUCCAGCUCUGACGGGAUGAUCAAAUUUUUAUCACACAAAACAUCAUUAAAAAUGUAUUUCAGAAAUGUCAACAUUGCCAAAAUGUUCUGUCUAAAGAAAAAUACAACAAUGUUAUACAA